Molecule: messenger RNA, 1359 nt
Organism: Acanthosepion pharaonis
Lineage: Eukaryota; Metazoa; Mollusca; Cephalopoda; Sepiida; Sepiidae
Source: the annotation of a GenBank genome assembly
AUGACGGAUUUUUUUUCGCGCCAUUGUUCUAGCAUAUUUGUUGAGAAAAGUGAAAAGCAGAGAGAAGAAAGAAAAAGAGUCGACUCAUCAUUUCCAUCUGCGUUGUCCGCUUUCCGAUUUCCGCACCACGUGAUCAAUCGGACUUCCUCUUCACAUUCAGAGAAUCAACCAUUAUCAGACAUUGUCAAGGACACUCAUGAAAUUCGCUUUAUUCACGUUUAUUUUUCGCUUUUCCGUCUUUUUUUUUCUUUUUUCUUUUUUUUUUUUUUUUCACGUUUUUCCUUUGUCGUCUUAGCAGUUUUUUCCUCCCUAUUUCAUUCGCUAACAUCUUCGUUCCUUCUUUCUUUUGACUCUCUCACUCUCUCUCUCUUCUUUCUUUUUUCAUUCUUUCUCGAGCUCCUUGGUCCUUUCUUUCAUUUUUAUACAUAUAUGCGUUUAAGUUUGUCCUUUUUUUCUUUUACCAUUCUCUCAUUUAUACUCUCAUUUUCCUUCGUUAAUUAUUCAUUUUUCUUCCUAUUUCGCUUCAUAUUUUAUUUCCAUUUUCUUUCUUCAUGUCAUUCCCGAUUUCUUUCCCUGCUUUAUUUCCACAUUGUUUCGAUUUUCUUCAUUUUUUUAAUCAUCUUUCGUAAUUUCAGUUUUUCAUUCCUUCUUUUUUCUUUCAACCAUUUUUUCUUUCAACCAUUUUUUCUUGUGUUUUUUUCUUUCUUUCUCAACUUCCUUCUCCCUUCCCUUCUUUAUUUCUACAUUCUUUCGAUUCUCGUCAUGUUUUUAAUCAUCUUGCGUUCUUUCACACUUUUUAUGCUUUCUUUCUUUCCUUCUUUCUUUCUUUCUUUCUUUCUUUCUUUCUUUCUCGACUUCCUUCUCCCUUCCCUUCUUUAUUUUCACAUUCUUUCGAUUCUCGUCAUGUUUUUAAUCAUCUUGCGUUCUUUCACACUUUUUAUGCUUUCUUUCUUUCUUUCUUUCCUUCCUUCUCCCUUCCCUUCUUUAUUUUCACAUUCUUUCGAUUCUCAUCAUGUUUUUAAUCAUCUUGCGUUCUUUCACACUUUUCUUUCACCCUUACCAUCUGUCUUUCUUUCUUUCUUUCUUUCCUUCUUUCUUUCUUUCUAUCUUUCUUUAUUUCUUUCUUUCUUUCUUUCUCGACUUCCGUCUCCCUUCCCUUCUUUAUUUCCACAUUCUUUCGAUUCUCAUCAUAUUUUAAUCAUCUUGCGUUCUUUCACACUUUUCUUUCACCCUUACCAUCUGUCUUUCUUUCUUUCCUUCCUUCUUUCUUUCUUUCUUUCUUUCUUUCUUUCUUUCUCGACUUCCUUCUCCCUUCCCUUCUUUAUUUUCACAUUCUUUCGAUUCUCGUCAUGUUUUUAA